Messenger RNA from Quercus lobata, 1560 nucleotides. RefSeq lists its product as uncharacterized. The transcript has a single exon. The record is from RefSeq and is a predicted model, not a curated record. The coding region runs from base 1 to 1560 and encodes 519 amino acids. NCBI's taxonomy places the organism in Eukaryota, Viridiplantae, Streptophyta, Magnoliopsida, Fagales, Fagaceae.
AUGGUGCUUUCUUGGUUGAUCAAUUCAAUGCAUUUUGAUGUGUCAAGUGGCAUUAUGUAUUGUGAGACUGCGAGGGAGAUGUGGCUUGAGUUGCAACGUGUGUUUUCUCAAGGAAAUGGACCAAAAAUUUAUAACCUUCAACAAGAAAUCUCUCAGAUAACUCAGAGUCAAUUGUCAGUGACUGAAUAUUACUCUAAGUUCAAGAAGCUUUGGGAUCAACUGCUUCAUUAUGAACCUUUGCCAGCCUGUACUUGUGGUGCGAUGAAGAUACUGAGCAUUGCUCAUGAGAAAUCCCAUGUGAUGAGGUUUCUAAUGGGGCUCAAUGAGAAUUUUGAGAUUGUGAGGAGUCAUAUUCUCAUGCUUGAGCCAUUUCCAUCAAUGAGCAAGGUGUAUUCUUUGAUUCUUCAAGAGGAGGCCCAUAAAGGAAUUGGUCAUGGUCAUGGUUCUACCUACAUUCCUAAACCUGAUUCAAUGGCAAUGUAUGUUAAUACCAAAGGGAAUCCUGGUAGCAAAGCUGGACCUAAGAAGGAAAGACCCUUGUGCACCCACUGUAACAUGCUUGGACACACUGUGGACAAAUGUUACAAACUCCAUGGUUAUCCACCAGGUUAUAAGCAAAAGGGGAAGUUCAAUGUUAAUCAAGUUUCCUUUCCACAAGGAGCUGCUGCUGAGAAUGCAUCUGCUCAAUGUCCUAUUACUAAGGCACAGUGUGAGCAGCUCCUUGCCCUUUUCAAGCCUGGUAUUGAUCAAGGUCAAAAUCAUCAUGUUGCAUCUGUCAGUACAAGUGGAAGUGUCUCUCGUUUGACUACUGAAGCUCAUGGUGUGCCUGCUGCAACUAGUGUGCCUCCCUCAUUAGCCCUUAACAAUUCCAAUUUUAUUGACACUAUGUCAGGUACUGCUUCCAGCCUUUCUUUCAAACCUACUUUGCAGCACUCUAUAUUUUCUGCCAAAAUAGUUGAUAAAGAGUGUUUUCAUACCACUGAUUGGGUCAUAGACACAGGGGCCACUGACCAUAUGGUACAUUCUGUCACUUGCUUUACUUCUAUCACCACUAUCUUGAAUACUCAUGUUAAUUUGCCAAAUGGUGAGAUAGCUUUAGUCACACACAUUGGUACUGUGAGGAUUUCAGAAAAACUUACUCUUUACAAUGUGUUAUGUGUUCCAUCAUUUAGUUUUAACCUCAUCUCUGUCAGUCAGUUAGCCAAAUCUAUUUCAUGUUGUCUUAUCUUCUUUGGGACCUUGUGCUUUAUCCAGGACCUUGCUCAUUGGAGCACACUUGGUUUGGGUAAGGAAUGCAAUGGGCUCUACCUGCUGGAAAGGAGCAACUCCACUUCACUAUCUGCUUCUAUUUCUGCUGCAAUACCUUCAGUUCAUAGCACUCAUGUAUGGCAUUCUAGAUUAGGACAUCUGUCUAAUGCCAAAUUAGUUCAAUUAGGAAUAAUGGUGAACCACUUUGUACUUCAGUUGAGGAUCUUGCUUGUGAAAUCUGCCCACUUGCAAAACAAAAACGUUUACCCUUCAAUAAAAGCUCUCAAAUUUCUGCUUCCUGUUUUGAUUUGA